Carica papaya (papaya) is the source of this 1443-nucleotide messenger RNA. The record is from RefSeq and is a predicted model, not a curated record. NCBI's taxonomy places the organism in Eukaryota, Viridiplantae, Streptophyta, Magnoliopsida, Brassicales, Caricaceae.
UUUCCUUUUCAACAAUACUAAACAUAAAAACCAAUAAAAUGCUCAUAAUACACAGAAUAACUCAACAUCUAACAGAAAUCUAGGAAGAAAAUGUUCGCGGCGACACUCGGAGGGAUUUACACUGCAGACGGUUCUACCAAAACUCUUCAUUCUCUCCCAGUUUCAUCAUCCGACACCAAUUACGCUUUCUCGUUACCCCUCUUUGUCAUCAAUAAUGGAAUCGGAACCAACAACAAGAACAGGAGACAGUUUGGUUCACUCAUUGCCUUAAACAAGAAAGCAUCAUACAGGGUUUUGCCAACCCAUGCAUCAGCGGCUCAUGAGUGCGAUGGUAACAGUAUUAAUCAUCAAGGAGAAGAGAGAAAAGGACACGAAUCUUCCUCCGGUAGCUCUGGUGUCAAUGGCACCGCCACCAUCAGUGUUUCUGGUGGUAAUGGAGGAGUGGCGGUGGCCAAAGGAUCAGGGACGACGGCGAGGGGGAGGAGGCUCCUUAAAAUUCGUGAAGAGAAGAGGAAACGCGAAUAUGAUCGUCUUCAUAGUUACCCUGCAUGGGCUAAAGUCCUGGAGGAUGCCUGCAAGAAUGAUGCUGAGCUCCGUGCUGUUCUUGGGGACAGUAUCGGCAACCCUGAACUCAUGAGGAAAAGGGUUGAAGAACGAGUCCGACAGAAGGGUAAAGAUUUCCACAAACAAAAAACUGGCUCUGUGUUUGCUUUUAAAGUCAGCUUUAGAGAUUUCAAUCCUGUUGAUUCCUGUAUAUGGUUUGAGCUAUAUGGAUCACCUUCUGAUCGGGAUGUUGAUCUUAUUGGUAGUGUUAUUCAGGCGUGGUAUGUUAUGGGACGUCUGGGAGCCUUCAAUACAUCCAAUUUGCAGUCAAGAAGGAGCCUUCUUUUGUUAACGAGAGAAAAAUAGGCCUUUUAAAGCUAACUCGCUGAUGAAAAAACAGAAAAGAAAUCUAACAAAUCUUGUCAUGCAUUAUCAUAAGCCACAAAUGAUCUGAUUGAAAUGAAGUCCCUUUCUCAAUAGCAUUCUAGGAUUGACUUAGCAUUGCCAUUGUGGAUUUCCUCCUAUGCUCUUUAAUUGUCAUAUUCUUUAUGCUGAUGACUUAGUUCUUCUUUUUCUUCCUAAAUUAUGGAGGGAUGUUAUUGAAUUUAUUUUAAAAUCUAUUUUCAAGGAAUUAACAAAACUAUUUAAAUUUGUUUUAAAAUCAUUUUCUGCUGAAGAUAAAAGAGUAGGACUUUCAAAUUCAAGUCAGGUAGGAAACUGGAUAUAUGAUUCUUCCUGACCAUUUAAUGGAAACUGGUUUGAACAAGAAUCGAAUAUGGAAUUUGGCAGAGGCAGAAAAGUGGAUGUGCCAGCUAUUAUCAUCCUGACUUUGAGCCCAUUUCUCCUCUAACUAGUAUGUCAGUUUUAGAUAUGAAUUUGAAAAAGAAAAAUAUUAAAAUA